CUGUACCAGAACCGAUUUCUCGGACUGGCUGCCAUGGCUUCUCCAUCGAGGAAUUCUCAAAGUCGGCGCCGGUGUAAAGAGCCGCUCCGGUACAGCUACAACCCUGACCAGUUCAACAACCUCGACCUCAGGAAUGGAGCCCACGACCCAGUCACCAUCCCCCGGUCCACCAGCGACACGGACCUCGUCACCUCUGACAGUCGCUCCACACUCACGGUCAGCAGCUCCUGCUACUCCAUCGGGCACUCUCAGGACCUGAUCAUUUACUGGGACAUCAAGGAGGAGGUGGACGCCGGGGACUGGAUCGGCAUGUAUCUCAUCGACGAGGUCUUGUCUGAAAACUUCCUGGACUACAAGAACCGUGGCGUCAGUGGUUCUCACCGGGGCCAGAUCAUCUGGAAGAUUGAUGCCAGUUCCUACUUUGUGGAGCCUGAAACCAAGAUUUGCUUCAAGUACUACCACGGAGUGAGUGGGGCUCUGCGGGCAACCACCCCCAGCGUGACCGUCAAGAACUCGGCGGCCCCCACUUUGAAAACUAUCACCAAUGAUGAGGCUGCCCAGGGUCAAGGAAGCCGGAGACUGAUCAGCUUCUCUCUAUCAGAUUUCCAGGCCAUGGGGCUGAAGAAAGGGAUGUUCUUUAAUCCAGAUCCUUAUCUCAAGAUUUCCAUCCAGCCAGGGAAACACAGCAUCUUUCCAGCCCUUCCUCAUCAUGGCCAGGAGAAGAGGUCCAAGAUCAUCUGUAACACCGUGAACCCCAUCUGGCAAGCAGAGCAUUUCAGCUUCGUGUCCCUCCCCACGGAUGUGCUGGAGAUUGAGGUGAAGGACAAGUUUGCCAAGAGUCGGCCCAUCAUCAAACGCUUCCUGGGGAAGCUGUCUAUGCCUGUGCAGAGACUCCUGGAGAGACAUGCGAUUGGGGACAGAGUGGUCAGUUACACGCUGGGCCGCAGGCUCCCAACUGAUCACGUCAGUGGACAGCUGCAGUUCCGAUUUGAGAUCACCUCCUCCAUCCACCCAGAUGAUGAGGAGAUCUCCGUGAACACAGACCCGGAGCCAACGGACCUCCAGGAAGGCACCCCAAACAAUCUGACAGAGGCCGGCCUCCCUGAGGAGGCCCCGGCUGUCCAGCUGGACAGGGAGGAGAGCAGGGAGCUGGAUCAGCCAGACUUGGGUGGAGAGGUGAAUGGUUUGGGGGAUGAGAGCCUGGAGGCCACCGGGCUGACUGAGGAGGCCACCAAAGAGGCAGGAGAAGAGGGAGAGGCUGCCCCUGAGGAGGCUGAGCUUUCGGAGCCAGUGCCAGGCGAGGAACUGCCCUCCCUCAGUGCAGAGGACCUGGAUGUGUUCCCGGACACUCCUCCUCCUCUUCCUCCCUCUCCUCCCCCACCCCUGGAGACCAAUGAUAGCUUCUCAGCCGAUCAGGGGGAUGGUGAAGCUCCCCCCAGUGCUGAGGACCUGGGGGCAGAGGAAGCUGAGCCAGAGCCCCUGGCUAGUGAGCACCAGGAGAAGGCGGAGGAGCAGGGGGAGGAGGGGGAGGAGGAGGCAGAGGGGGAGGAAGGCCUGCCUGACCUGCAGGAGGAGGACCGCCUGCACCUCCGGCCCUCAGUGAAGAGGAAAAGCCGGCCGUGCUCCCUGCCAGUGUCGGAGCUGGAGACGGUCAUCGCCUCGGCCUGCGGGGAGCCUGAGACCCCGCGCACACACUACAUCCGCAUCCAUAACCUGCUGCACAGCAUGCCCUCAGCUCAGGGGGCCCCGGGGCCAGAGGAGGAGGAAGAGGUGGCCGAAGAGGAGUCCACCGUGAAGGACUCUUCAGAGAAGGACGUGGUCAGUGAGGCCGAGACGGUGGCCCUCGACCCGCUGCACCUGGAAGAGGGGCCCGAGGCCGGGGACGCAGACCGGGGUGGUGCCAGCCUGGCGCCCCACAGUCCGUCCGUCCAGCGGCUCUUGGACUUGAACGGUGGCUCUUUCACCGACAGUGAGCCCCGGCCCAGCACCGGGAGCGAGAGUGACUCAAGUCCCCGGCAGGGCCAAGAGAAUGACUGCGAGGGCUGUGACACGUCCUGCUACAGCACGUCCUGCUACAGCACGUCUUGCUACAGCACGUCCUGCUACAGCACCUCCUGCUACAGCCCGUCCUGCUACGAAAGCAACAACCGCUUCUCCAGUCACACCCGCUUCUCCUCGGUGGACAGCGCCAAGAUCUCCGAGAGCACCGUCUUCUCCUCGCAGGACGAUGACGAGGAGGAGAACAGCGCCUUUGAGUCUGUGCCAGGCUCCGUGCCCAGCCCGGAGCUGGAUCGGGAGGCUGGCGAUGGCCCUGCCACCUGGCCGGACGAGCUGGCCGCCCCCCACGGGAACGGCAACUCCACAAGAACAGCAGAUGGGCCAGGCUCCCCAAUGGCUGGACCGAGCCACCAGAGAGAAGGUGAUUGCCCUUUACUCCAAAACUCCCAGCCAGUUGGCCUGCUUCCCUCCCUGAGGCCUGACCACCAUCACUACCCUACUAUCGAUGAGCCUCUUCCACCAAACUGGGAAGCUCGGAUCGACAGCCACGGGAGGGUAUUUUACGUGGAUCACGUCAACCGAACAACUACGUGGCAGCGUCCAACAACAGCAGCCACCCCUGAUGGGAUCCGUCGCUCGGGGUCAAUUCAGCAGAUGGAGCAGCUCAACAGACGGUACCAGAAUAUCCAGCGCACCAUCGCCACGGAGCGCUCCGAAGAGGACUCUGGCGGCCCAGCGGGGCCCGAGCAGGCUCUAGCUGGAGGAGGAGGUGGCGAUGGAAGUGGCAGUGGAGGCGGAGGAGGGGGAAGUGACUCAGAGGCCGAUGCUUCUCAGCCAAACCUAGACUUGGGGAGAGAAGGGUCCCUUUCCCCUGGGAACUCUCAGAAAAUCACUCUGUUGCUUCAGUGCCCAGCUGUCAAGUUCCUCACCAACCCCGAGUUCUUCACUGUGCUGCACGCCAACUAUAGUGCCUACCGCUCCUUCACCAAUAGCACCUGCCUGAAGCACAUGAUCCUGAAGGUCCGCCGCGACGCUCGCAACUUCGAACGCUACCAGCACAACCGGGACCUGGUGAACUUCAUCAACAUGUUCGCAGACACCCGCCUCGAGCUCCCCAGGGGCUGGGAGAUCAAAACGGACCAGCAGGGCAAGUCCUUCUUUGUGGACCACAACAGCCGAGCGACCACCUUCAUUGACCCCCGGAUCCCUCUUCAAAACGGACGUCUUCCCAACCACCUGACGCACAGGCAGCAUCUCCAACGACUGCGCAGCUACAGCGCUGGGGAGGCAUCAGAAGUCUCUCGGAAUCGAGGUGCUUCCCUCCUGGCCAGACCAGGGCACAGCCUAGUGGCGGCCAUCCGAAACCAACACCACCAUGAGUCGUUACCUCUGGCGUAUAAUGACAAGAUUGUCGCGUUCCUCCGCCAGCCAAACAUUUUUGAAAUGCUGCAGGAGCGUCAGCCAAGCCUGGCCAGGAACCACACACUCAGGGAGAAGAUCCAUUACAUCCGCACAGAGGGCACUCACGGGCUUGAGAAACUGUCCUGUGAUGCGGAUCUCGUCAUUCUGCUAAGCCUCUUUGAAGAAGAGAUCAUGUCCUACGUCCCCCUGCAGGCCGCCUUCCACCCUGGCUACAGCUUCUCCCCCCGGUGUUCCCCCUGCUCGUCACCUCAGAACUCUCCAGGCUUGCAGAGAGCCAGCGUGAGAGCUCCCUCGCCAUACAGAAGAGACUUUGAAGCCAAGCUCAGAAAUUUCUACCGAAAACUUGAAGCCAAAGGAUUUGGUCAGGGUCCAGGGAAAAUAAAGCUCAUCAUACGGCGAGACCACCUGCUCGAAGGAACCUUCAACCAAGUGAUGGCCUAUUCGCGUAAAGAGCUCCAGCGGAACAAGCUCUACAUCACGUUCGUUGGAGAGGAGGGCCUGGACUACAGCGGACCCUCGCGAGAGUUCUUCUUCCUUCUGUCUCAGGAGCUCUUCAACCCCUAUUAUGGCCUCUUCGAGUAUUCUGCUAAUGACACGUACACAGUCCAGAUCAGCCCCAUGUCUGCCUUUGUGGAAAACCACCUCGAAUGGGCCUCGGGGUGGGGAGAAGGGGGUGAGACACCCGGGCAAAGGCUGCUGGAAGGGCGCGCAGUAAUGGUGGACUCGCUGCGACAGGAUGGAAGGGGCUUCCCUCCUGCUUUGAUGUCUCUGGUAGAGACUGUCAAGUGCUUCACUGGGGAACUUCUUCCGGCCCCAGACGGCCUUUCAAGAUUCUUUGUACAGCAGGCUCUCCCCAUCCUGGCUGAACGUACCAAAGCAAAGAGCAGUCCCAUGGCCAAUGGAGGCCAAAAGAAGAAUGCAAGAUGGCGGACCCUGAGGAGAUUCUCGAGACUCUGCAGGGGUGCCAGGAAUUCCGAGGCGGAGGGGACGAGGCCGUGUGAUCUUCGGAGGGGGCCAGAAGCCUGGGUCUGGGUGACCGGACAGGAGGGAACGCAUGUAAGAGGCAUUGCAGAGCUAGAGCUGGCGAGUGUGGGCAACCAGUAUGUGCAGCGAAGGGCAGAGGCCAAGAUGGGGCAGAACGUGGAAAAGACCAUUCGGUUCAGCAGUGAAAGGAUCGCCGAUAACUUGGGAGUGAAGCCUCAGACGAAGGACAAGGUGGCGGAGGAGGGCCCUCGGGAGCUGGCACUCCCUGGCCGCCAUGCUGGGGGCGGGCAGACGAGCGGGGCCAGUAAACACGAGGGGAACGAGAAUGGACGGGAGGCUGAGGGAGGCCGAGGGGCGCCCCCAGUGGGCUCCCAGCUUCUUUUCAAGAUGGCGGGUGGACGAGGGCAUCUCUUGGGCGCUCGCCCGGAGGGUACAGAGGAGAGUCGGAAGCACGGCCUGCCCUCCUCCCCACGCAGACAGCCUGGUGCCAACACAGUUGUGGACUCAAGGCUUGUCUCCGUCUUUGAUGCCAGGGAAUUGGAGCUGGUGAUCGCCGGCACGGCAGAGAUAGACCUGAAUGACUGGCGCAACAACACAGAGUACCGAGGAGGUUACCACGAUGGGCACAUUGUAAUCAGGUGGUUCUGGGCAGCAGUGGAGAGAUUCAACAAUGAGCAAAGACUAAGAUUACUUCAGUUUGUUACUGGAACCUCGAGUGUCCCCUAUGAAGGCUUUGCCGCCCUCCGCGGGAGCAACGGGCUGCGUCGUUUCUGUAUAGAAAAAUGGGGCAAAAUAACUUCCCUUCCCAGGGCACACACGUGUUUCAACCGCUUGGACCUUCCCCCGUACCCUUCGUACUCCAUGUUGUAUGAGAAGCUGCUGACGGCCGUGGAGGAGACGAGCACCUUCGGGCUGGAGUGA
Messenger RNA from Gracilinanus agilis (Agile Gracile Mouse Opossum), 5325 nucleotides. It is a transcript of the gene HECW1, whose product is annotated as HECT, C2 and WW domain containing E3 ubiquitin protein ligase 1. Gene Ontology annotation, biological process: regulation of dendrite morphogenesis. Gene Ontology annotation, molecular function: ubiquitin-protein transferase activity; protein binding. Bases 34 to 5325 code for a protein of 1763 amino acids. Lineage: Eukaryota; Metazoa; Chordata; Mammalia; Didelphimorphia; Didelphidae. The record is from RefSeq and is a predicted model, not a curated record. The transcript is spliced from 29 exons.